Molecule: messenger RNA, 1291 nt
Organism: Neocloeon triangulifer
Lineage: Eukaryota; Metazoa; Arthropoda; Insecta; Ephemeroptera; Baetidae
Gene: Nemp
Product: nuclear envelope integral membrane protein
Exons: 7
Coding region: 47-1264 (405 amino acids)
Cellular component (GO): nuclear envelope
Source: RefSeq, a predicted model, not a curated record
ACCCUCUUUUCAGCCGGUAAACACAUUAACACAAACCAGCAACAGGAUGGCUGUGACGAGAAUGGAGACUGGCAAAUUUUGGCCGUUUUUUAUGCUCAUUUGGCCUCUGCUUUGGUCGGUUCAAGGAGCCACGGCCGCUUCUGUAGACAAAGCUAACUUGGUGGCUGGAAAAUGGGUCACCUGCCCGAAUUCCGUCUCCCUUCAUGUGCUCUGCUACCAAGGACAGGAGCCCUCGCUGGCCAAAAUGUUCCAGUCAACAUUUGUGGAAUUGAAAGGGCCUGCUGGAGCUGGUUGGUCCGUCUACCUUGGAAAUUCAGCUGCCGAAGUCGAGGCCAGCUACAAAGGCCAGCAGUCAGUGUGGUCGUGGUUCUCAUCACAGUCUCAAGGACCCACUGAGGUGCAGAUGACCCCUUUCAACUCGUCAUGCAUUGGGGUCUCAAGCCAAAAGAGCGCCGUCGAGGCUCGACUUGUGCUCCUUCACAUCAGUUACUACAGACUGGCAACUUGUCUUGCAGGAAUUUUCCUUCUCUUUCUGGCUCCCAAACUUGCUCGAAGCAAAAUAUGCCACUAUUUCACUGGUGUCAGCUUCGGAAUGCUGGCCUCGGCUCUGAUUGUCUCAAUUCUCCUGUGGAGAAUUUUUCCAAAGAAAGGAUUGGCCAUGUCAUUAAUGGUUGGUGGUUGGAUGGUUGGUGUGUACUUCCUCGGACUGGCCUACGAGAAUGCCCGACAAAUUAUGAACGAGUACCGAGGACAUGUGGCUGCGUACAUUUUGGUCACAGGCUUGAUUUCCUUCUUUGCUGUCCAUCGUUUUGGUCCAGUGAGCAAUCCCAGGACCCUUGACUGCAUUCAGUGGACCCUUCAAAUCAUCGCUGGGGUGUUAAUUCUACUCAGCUCCCACUUCCUCGAAGGAUCCGUUGCCGUGCUCUUUCUUUCGCUGGCAAUUUACAACUUCCCAGCCAGAUGGUCGGCCACAGUGACCACUUUCAUUCGGAGAAAAAUUUUCCGUCCGCAACACAAAUUCAUCUCCCCUGAGGAGUACGAAGCUCAAGGAGCGAGUGAAACUGAAAAGGCUUUGAAGGAGCUUAGAGAGUUCUGCAGCUCCCCACAGAGUAAUCCCUGGAAGCUGCAACUCAGCCUUUCCAACCCACAAAGAUUUGCACGAUUUGUGGAGGGUGAAAGCCACUUGGAGAAUGAUGAGAUUCUUCAGUACAACACCAUUUCAUGGGACGAAGAGGAUGUUUUGACAGAAGAUGAGGACUAUUGACAACGGUCCAUCAAUUCGAUUUGCAAU